AUCAACUUAAUUCAACCGGUACUGCCAAGCAUGGAACUCACCCUCUCAUACAUCUCUCUCUCUGUUUUCCUCCUCCUCAUUGCUUUUAAAUUUCUGUCACAAAAAGCCCACAGCCGCCGCAACCUUCCUCCAAGCCCACCGUCGCUUCCGAUCAUCGGCCACCUCCACCUCCUCAAACAGCCCCUCCACCGAUACUUCUUCAAGCUUUCCCAAUCACUCGGCCCCAUCUUCUCCCUUCGAUUCGGGUCGCAACUAGUUGUAGUCAUUUCCUCGCCGUCUGGCACCGAAGAGUGCUUCACCAUAAACGACAUCGUCCUAGCCAACCGUCCAAGGUUCACCAUCGGAAAAUACCUCGGGUACAACUACACCACCGUCGUCAACUCCCCGUACGGCGACCACUGGCGCAACCUCCGACGCAUCAUGUCCCUCGAAAUCCUCUCGACCAGCCGCCUCAGCGCCUUUCUAUCUAUUCGGCAGGACGAAGUCAGGCAAUUACUCUACCGAUUGUACCAGAAAUCGUCAACCGAUUUUACCAAAGUUGAAAUGAAAUCAAAGCUCUCUGGGCUGACGUUUAACAUCACCAUGAGAAUGGUCGCCGGAAAACGGUAUUAUGGCGACGAUUUGGAGAAUUCGGCGGAGGCGGAGGAGUUCCGAGAGCUCAUGAGGGAGGUGUUCUUGUACGCGGGCGCUUCGAACCCCGCGGAAUUCUUGCCGGUUUUACGAUGGAUUGAUUAUAAGGGUUUUGAAAAGAAUUUGAUAAAAAUUCAUGGGAGAAUGGAUGCGCUAUUGCAAGGGUUGAUCGAGGAGCAUAGGAGGGAUAGGAGUAAGAAGACGUUAAUUGAUCAUUUGCUCUCAUUGCAAGAAUCACAGCCAGAUUACUAUAGAGAUGCAAUUAUCAGGGGGCUUAUUAGUGUCAUGAUAUUAGCAGGGACAGACACAUCUGCUGUCACACUAGAAUGGGCAAUGUCUCUUUUGGUGAACCACCCACAGAUGUUAAAAAAAGCUAGAUCCGAGUUAGACGCCCAUGUCGGCCAAGAUCGCCUGAUUGAAGAGCAAGAUAUUUCCAAGCUACCAUAUCUUCAAGCUAUCAUAUCUGAAACCUUCCGACUUUGCCCAGCGGCGCCAAUGCUGAUACCACACAUGUCAUCCGAUGAUUGUAUCAUUGGUGGAUUCGACGUGCCACGCGAUACAAUCUUGUUGGUUAAUGCAUGGGCUAUUCACAGGGACCCAAAGUUUUGGGAUGACCCAAUUAACUUUAAACCUGAGAGGUUUGAAGGUGGAGAAGUGGAGGGAUACAGGUUAAUGCCAUUUGGUUUCGGAAGGAGAGCAUGUCCCGGGGUUGGUUUAGCCCAACGGGUUGUGGGCUUGGCCUUGGGGUCAUUGAUCCAGUGCUUUGAGUGGGAAAGGGUGAGCGAGGAUCUUGUUGAUUUGACUGAAGGGAAAGGGGCUACAAUGCCCAAAGCUGAGCCUUUGGAAGUCAUGUGUAAAGCACGGGACAUCAUGAAGAAGGUAGUCUUAGAUGAUAGAAAUCACACCUGA
Molecule: messenger RNA, 1539 nt
Organism: Rhododendron vialii
Lineage: Eukaryota; Viridiplantae; Streptophyta; Magnoliopsida; Ericales; Ericaceae
Product: cytochrome P450 81Q32-like
Exons: 2
Coding region: 31-1539 (502 amino acids)
Molecular function (GO): monooxygenase activity; oxidoreductase activity, acting on paired donors, with incorporation or reduction of molecular oxygen; heme binding
Source: RefSeq, a predicted model, not a curated record